CUCCUGACCGCACCGAUCGAUGCGCAAAACAGUCCCAACUCUCACCGUCGCUGUAUGCAAGGACACAUUGCAGUAUCUUGUCUAUCAACGCUGCACGCCAGAAGCAUCCUCUAUCCGCAUGUCGUAAUCUUCCCCGAUCACCACCGUGCUUCGAAAUAACAGAAAAGCAUGCAUCGAAGACAGGUUCGACUGAUCCACGAAGAGACGCCUUCAUGGGAACACAUUGGCGCCGCCCGUAUCUCCUCGAUCACAAGAAAAACGGGUUGGCCCUACCCC
This is a messenger RNA of Mycena citricolor, 276 nucleotides long. The record is from the annotation of a GenBank genome assembly. Lineage: Eukaryota; Fungi; Basidiomycota; Agaricomycetes; Agaricales; Mycenaceae.